AUGCUGACCUACUUUUUUUUUCCAGAUCCCAGAGUCAAUGGCUGGCCGAUGUUGUCCAGUCCAUUUCCGACGUUGUUUAUUUGUCUAUUCUAUGGUUACUUUGCCAAGACGCUUGGGCCAAGACUGAUGGAAAACCGAAAACCUUUUCAACUUAGAAAAGUUCUCAUAAUUUACAAUGCAAUACAAACAAUGUUCAGCGCUUGGAUAUUCUAUGAAGUAAGUACAUAUUGCUUGCCACGUGGCCACAGUACUUUCUUUGCGUUGCUCAACACGUUCGUGCACAUCGUUAUGUACUUCUACUACAUGGUGUCGGCUAUGGGACCUAAAUACCAAAAAUACAUUUGGUGGAAGAAGUACCUCACCUCAUUCCAGAUGCUACAGUUCGUGUGCAUUUUCGUCCACCAGUUCCAACUGUUGUUCCGUGAAUGCAACUACCCGAAGAGUUUCAUGGUUUGGAUAGGCUUGCACGGCGUCAUGUUCUUGUUCCUAUUUUCAGACUUCUACAAAUCCAAAUACACCAGUGAUGGUAAACGGAGACCUGCAAACGACGGAGCUUGUAUGCCGGUGGAAGGAGCGAGUUACAGCAAGUGUUCCUCCAACGAACACGACAACGUAGUGUACUAUUCAAACGGCAUCGUCAACGGUUUCAAAACGACUGAAGACGCCAAAACCAAAUAGUGAUGGUCCAAUACGAUUAAACGUUCCUAACCGAAUGGAGGAGAACAGCUGGCGGAUAUAAUAUGACACAAUCACCAAUAAUAAAAAGCACACUCAAAAAUAAUAAUAAUAAUAAUAAUAA
Molecule: messenger RNA, 799 nt
Organism: Diuraphis noxia (Russian wheat aphid)
Lineage: Eukaryota; Metazoa; Arthropoda; Insecta; Hemiptera; Aphididae
Product: very long chain fatty acid elongase AAEL008004
Biological process (GO): fatty acid elongation, polyunsaturated fatty acid; fatty acid elongation, saturated fatty acid; fatty acid elongation, monounsaturated fatty acid
Cellular component (GO): endoplasmic reticulum membrane
Molecular function (GO): fatty acid elongase activity
Source: RefSeq, a predicted model, not a curated record